ACGACAUUAAACAAUGAAAAAGUCUUCAAAAAGAUGAAGAUGUGCAUCGGGCUGUCCUCCCCUGGUCCUCAUGCCUUCCUGGUGAUUCUUCAGAUCGGCAGGUUCACGGAGGAAGAGAAACAAACUGUGAAGAUGAUUCAAGACACCUUUGGUGAAGAUGCAGAUAAGUACACAUUGGUGUUGUUUACCAAUGGAGACAAGCUGAAGGAACAAAGUAUUGAAGAUUUUGUUUCAAAGAGCGACGACCUGCAAGAAAUCAUUCAGAAAUGUUAUGGCCGUUACCACGUCUUCAACAACGAGGUGAACAAGCCGUCUCAGGUCAGCGAGCUCCUGAAGAUGAUAGACGUGAUGGUCGAGGAUAACGGCGACUCGUACUACACCGCGGAGAUGUACAGGAAAGCAGAGGAAGAAAUAGAGAAGAAGACACAAGAAAUCCUGCAACAGUCUGAGGCCCAGAGAAAGAAAGAAAUGGAGGAGCGGGAAAGCAGAUUCUCCGGGGAGAUGUUGAAAAUGCAACAAGAAAUGAUGAAAAUGAAACAUGAGACAAUACGAUGUCAAGCAAGAGCUGAAGCCAUGGAACAAGUCCCCAAAAAGUUCAGAGUCUCCAAAAAGUUCAGAGUCUCCAAGAAGUUCAGAGUCCCCAAAAAGUUCAGAGUCUCCAAGAAGUUCAGAGUCCCCAAAAAGUUCAGAGUCUCCAAGAAGUUCAGACUUAGAACCAGGAAACACCUCGCUGUGUUUCUGGAGUGGAACGGCCGGCGCGGCAAACAGGAAGUGGUCCAACCGUCCGAGGGACCGCCCGGGACGCCCCCCAGACACACGGCCCAGGUGCCUGAUGGGUAA
Etheostoma cragini (Arkansas darter) is the source of this 840-nucleotide messenger RNA. Its product is annotated as GTPase IMAP family member 7-like. Gene Ontology annotation, molecular function: GTP binding. Lineage: Eukaryota; Metazoa; Chordata; Actinopteri; Perciformes; Percidae. The annotation marks the transcript as partial. The transcript has 3 exons. The record is from RefSeq and is a predicted model, not a curated record.